Molecule: messenger RNA, 2819 nt
Organism: Menidia menidia (Atlantic silverside)
Lineage: Eukaryota; Metazoa; Chordata; Actinopteri; Atheriniformes; Atherinopsidae
Source: the annotation of a GenBank genome assembly
CGUUAUCAUCCGGGUUGAUUUCCGGUCACGGACGACCAGGAUGGCGACUCACAUGUCGAGGUGCAGAACCUGGAGUCGGGUUCAAAGGUUCGGGAUCGCGGCCUACAGAAAGUACAGCAGCAGCAGCGGCGGUUACCCCAACAUAUCGCUCUCCACGCCUCUCCCCGGGAUCCCCAGUCCGGUCUUCGCCUCGGUGGAUGGUCAGGAAAAAUACGAGACCAGGAUUACAACCCUAGAAAACGGCCUUAAAGUAGCCUCCCAAAACAAGUUUGGUCAGUUCUGCACAGUAGGAAUUUUAGUCAAUUCUGGAUCAAGACAUGAAGCAAAGUACCCCAGCGGAAUAGCACACUUCUUAGAAAAACUUGCCUUUUCUUCCACGGCGCAGUAUGGGAGCAGAGACGAGAUCCUGCUCACACUGGAAAAACACGGGGGCAUCUGUGACUGCCAAACGUCCAGAGACACCACCAUGUACGCCGUGUCCGCCGAGGUCAAAGGUCUGGACACCGUGGUGGGCCUCCUGUCCGACGCCGUCCUCCAGCCUCGCCUGCUGGACGAGGAGAUCGAAAUGACCAAGAUGGCCGUGCGCUUUGAGUUGGAGGAUCUGAACAUGAGGCCGGACCCGGAGCCGCUACUCACCGAGAUGAUCCACGCCGCGGCGUAUCGGGGCAACACGGUGGGGCUGCCCCGCUUCUGUCCCGCCGACAACGUGGACAAGAUCGACCAGACGGUGCUGCACGGCUACCUGCGCAGCUACUACGUCCCCGAGCGCAUGGUGCUGGCCGGCGUGGGCAUCGAGCACGAGCAGCUGGUGGCCUGCGCCCGGAAGCACCUGCUGGGGGCCCGGCCCGCCUGGGGCCCCGGCCCCCCCGCCGGCGUGGACCUCUCGGUGGCCCAGUACACGGGCGGCAUCGUCAAGAUGGAGAAGGACAUGUCCGACGUGAGCCUGGGCCCCACCCCCAUCCCCGAGCUCACCCACAUCAUGAUCGGCCUGGAGAGCUGCUCCUUCCUGGAGGAGGACUUCAUCCCGUUCGCGGUGCUCAACAUGAUGAUGGGCGGCGGCGGCUCCUUCUCGGCCGGAGGCCCCGGAAAAGGCAUGUUCACCCGCCUCUACCUGAACGUGCUCAACAGGCACCACUGGAUGUACAACGCCACGUCCUACCACCACAGCUACGAGGACAGCGGCCUGCUCUGCAUCCACGCCAGCGCCGACCCCAGACAGGUGCGGGAGAUGGUGGAGAUAAUAACCAGAGAGUUCAUCCAGAUGGCCGGAAGCGCCGGAGAGAUGGAGCUGGAGAGAGCCAAGACGCAGCUCAAGUCCAUGCUGAUGAUGAACCUGGAGUCGCGGCCGGUCAUCUUCGAAGACGUGGGCCGGCAGGUGCUGUCCACAGGAAAGCGAAAGCUGCCCCACGAGCUGUGUCAGCUGAUAAGCGGCGUGACGGCGGCGGACAUCAAGCGAGUGACCACCAAGAUGCUGCGCAGCAAGCCGGCCGUGGCGGCGCUGGGAGACCUGAGCGAGCUGCCCUCCUACGAACACAUCCAGGCCGCGCUGUCCAGCAAGGACGGCCGCCUGCCCCGCACCUACCGCCUCUUCCGAUAGACCAACCCCCGCUAUAGUUCACCUGUACAGAAAUCGGACUGGAAGUUCACACAGGCGUCUCCUCCCAGCAGAGCCCGGCGCCCCCGGGUCCGGGAGGACCGGGGCCGCCCACAGGGAGAGGCAGGAUUUUAAAGAAACACUUUGUACUCCACCGUAAUCUUAGACAGCUAGCAGCUGGAAAAUCUGUAUUUAUUGUCUGUGUGCAGGAAGCCAUACAUCGAUACAGGUUUGGUUUUAAGGGGACAGUGGGCCCCUGAAAUAAAGUAACUUCUCCUUAAAAACAAACGCGUAAUACUUAUCCGCCGUGGUGUCUGUGGAUGAGUGUCGGUAGGCUGACUUCACGGCCUGAGAAGCGGCUUAUUGUUGAACUAUUUUUUUGAAAGCGCGUCGACUCUUUUGUGUUGUUUUUGUUUGUUUGAUUUGGAUCAGUUGUUACUUUAGUUUCUUAUAGGUCUAAAGUCAUGGUUUUAAAGAUGUGUAAAGAGGCCUGAAUCUGAAGGGAAACCUCAGAAUCUGAGUGUGUGUGUGUGUACAUGAUUGUGUUGAUUCCCUUAAAAAUAAACUGGUGAAUUACAAGAAAGGAAGUUGGCACUUUUAGCUUUCAUGUUGGCUCAGCAUAAAUGGCAAACUGGAAAUGAGGGAAAUCAUGACUAGUCUUUUUUUUUUCUUAAAACAAUGGAGUGUUGCAUUUGAAUGGCCAAGCUUUAAGACACUAUAUGGAUUUUAAGUUAAGCAUUUAUGCUAACCUAACAUGUAAGAGAAGUAGCACCUGUUUGGUGGAUGAAGUAAUUUAUAAAAAGCUUUUCCUUACAUUCAGAACUGUGCAAAUCACCCCAUUUUUUUCUUUUUUUGGGUUAGUUUUAAUAUUAAUUGGUCGUACUGAUACAUAUGUAUCUUUGAUGGAGCAUCGCAGUAUGUCUGGUUGGUCAGUUUGUAAUUUACACAAGCAGAGAAUUGUUUAAUCUGUUAACAUGAAGUCAUGGAUGCAAUAUGAAAAUAAACUAGUAUCUUUUUGCCUGACGUGCUGGUCCGAAAGGGGGGAGAAAAAAAUUAAGAAAAGGAAAAACUUGUCAGACUAAGAAAGUGUUUUCUUACAGUUGAAAUACUUCUUGACCACAGUGAAUAAAUAAUGUAAAGUCUUAACUGUCUGCACACUGAUGUAAAUACAGGAAUAAAAAUGUUUAUUUUACGAGGUCUUGCUUUUCUAUCAGGUGGACAAAAU